This is a messenger RNA of Paramecium octaurelia, 3004 nucleotides long. Lineage: Eukaryota; Ciliophora; Oligohymenophorea; Peniculida; Parameciidae. The record is from the annotation of a GenBank genome assembly.
AUGCACUCAGAACAAAUUUUGAAACAAUUCUUAAAUGAGUUAAAAAUUCAACCCUCAGAUCCUCUAAACAUUGAUUCAGAGAAGUUCUUCAAAAAACAAACAGGUCAAUCUGAAUUGAUUUUGAUAUCCAGGAAUGUCGGGAAAAUUAAUAAGCGUAAUACAGAAUAAUAAAGAACUAUUGUUAUUACAAGUGAAAAUUUAUAUAAUAUUGAUAAAAAAACAAUUAAAAGAAAGAUAUAAAUUCAAAAUAUUUUUGGUGUUACUGUCUCCAGAUCAAGUUUUGAAUUUAUUUUGCAUGUGCCUACAGAAACUGAUUAUCAUUACAAAUCCCAAGAGAACAGAGACAUCAUUUUAUUUUACUUAUCCAUAGCACUAAAACUCAAAAAUAAAGACGGUUUGAGAAUAUAUUUAGUGGAUUAAGAAGAUCUGCAACCAUUUUGUUAGCAUUAAAAAACCUCAGAUCUUAAGAAAUAAGUCUCAUUACAUCCUAAAUCCAAAUUACUAUUACUAUACCCUCACGAUUUCUAAUUGCAAUAUAUUAACAUGUAAAACCAACCUACUAAAAGUUUGAAUCUCAAUCACAAAAUUUCAGUGCUCUUUGUGAAUGAUAAAUUGAAAUUUAGAGUUAAAUUAGAAGAUUAUGAUAAAAAUGCCAUCAUAAGUGAUGGUUCCUUGACCAGAAUCCUUUUAUUAAGUUAGAAAACUGAUCGCUAAAAGGUUCUGGCCUUGAAAACAAUUAGGUCUACUGAUAUUGAUGUAGAUUUAAUGGAAUUCUUUCUUAACAGCUAUGAAAAUGAACCCUUCAUCGAAUAAUUGGAACUAUGCAUAAGACAAACAGAAUUAAUUCACUUUCUUUUUAAGUUUGUUAAAGGAGGAGAUCUCUUUGCUCAUCUUUAAAAUGUUGGUGCCUUUACAGAGAGUUAAGUAAAAUAUAUAAUAGCCUAAGUUGGCAUGGCUCUAUAGAGUGUGCAUGAAAAAGGGAUUACUUAUGGAGAUUUAAAACCUGAAAACAUUUUAGUAGAUGAAUAAGGAUACGUCUAUUUAACUGACUUUGGCUAUGGAAAAUUGAGAGUGUAUGAGGAGUAUAAAAAAUAAUAAAGUAUCAACUUUUCUCUCGAAUAUGCAUCUCCAGAAUAUUUGAGACAUGGAGAUUUGACUAGAAUGUCGGAUUGGUAUAGCAUGGGAGUAUUGCUUUAUGAAUUGCUCAUGGGAAUAUCUCCAUUUUAUAAUACAAACAAAGAAGUUGCUAUUAAAUUGAUAUGCUAAGGUGAAUUGCAUUUCCCAAAAGGAAUCCCUAUAUCUAUUGAAUGCAUAGAUCUCAUUUCCAAAUUGUUGUAGCAGGAUUCUUCUACAAGAAUUGGAUUCUCGAAUGAUUUCAAAGAAAUUCAAGCGCAUCCAUGGUUUUCAGAAAUAGAUUGUGUUGAAUUAAAACAAAAAAAAACAGUGUUACCAUAUAUUCCAAAUAUCAUUGAAGGAACUCUUAUAUAAACACAAUAUAUAAAGUUGGAAUCACUACAAGAUGAUGAAAAGGGUUGGUACUGAAACUGAGAAUUAGUUANAAACAGGUCAAUCUGAAUUGAUUUUGAUAUCCAGGAAUGUCGGGAAAAUUAAUAAGCGUAAUACAGAAUAAUAAAGAACUAUUGUUAUUACAAGUGAAAAUUUAUAUAAUAUUGAUAAAAAAACAAUUAAAAGAAAGAUAUAAAUUCAAAAUAUUUUUGGUGUUACUGUCUCCAGAUCAAGUUUUGAAUUUAUUUUGCAUGUGCCUACAGAAACUGAUUAUCAUUACAAAUCCCAAGAGAACAGAGACAUCAUUUUAUUUUACUUAUCCAUAGCACUAAAACUCAAAAAUAAAGACGGUUUGAGAAUAUAUUUAGUGGAUUAAGAAGAUCUGCAACCAUUUUGUUAGCAUUAAAAAACCUCAGAUCUUAAGAAAUAAGUCUCAUUACAUCCUAAAUCCAAAUUACUAUUACUAUACCCUCACGAUUUCUAAUUGCAAUAUAUUAACAUGUAAAACCAACCUACUAAAAGUUUGAAUCUCAAUCACAAAAUUUCAGUGCUCUUUGUGAAUGAUAAAUUGAAAUUUAGAGUUAAAUUAGAAGAUUAUGAUAAAAAUGCCAUCAUAAGUGAUGGUUCCUUGACCAGAAUCCUUUUAUUAAGUUAGAAAACUGAUCGCUAAAAGGUUCUGGCCUUGAAAACAAUUAGGUCUACUGAUAUUGAUGUAGAUUUAAUGGAAUUCUUUCUUAACAGCUAUGAAAAUGAACCCUUCAUCGAAUAAUUGGAACUAUGCAUAAGACAAACAGAAUUAAUUCACUUUCUUUUUAAGUUUGUUAAAGGAGGAGAUCUCUUUGCUCAUCUUUAAAAUGUUGGUGCCUUUACAGAGAGUUAAGUAAAAUAUAUAAUAGCCUAAGUUGGCAUGGCUCUAUAGAGUGUGCAUGAAAAAGGGAUUACUUAUGGAGAUUUAAAACCUGAAAACAUUUUAGUAGAUGAAUAAGGAUACGUCUAUUUAACUGACUUUGGCUAUGGAAAAUUGAGAGUGUAUGAGGAGUAUAAAAAAUAAUAAAGUAUCAACUUUUCUCUCGAAUAUGCAUCUCCAGAAUAUUUGAGACAUGGAGAUUUGACUAGAAUGUCGGAUUGGUAUAGCAUGGGAGUAUUGCUUUAUGAAUUGCUCAUGGGAAUAUCUCCAUUUUAUAAUACAAACAAAGAAGUUGCUAUUAAAUUGAUAUGCUAAGGUGAAUUGCAUUUCCCAAAAGGAAUCCCUAUAUCUAUUGAAUGCAUAGAUCUCAUUUCCAAAUUGUUGUAGCAGGAUUCUUCUACAAGAAUUGGAUUCUCGAAUGAUUUCAAAGAAAUUCAAGCGCAUCCAUGGUUUUCAGAAAUAGAUUGUGUUGAAUUAAAACAAAAAAAAACAGUGUUACCAUAUAUUCCAAAUAUCAUUGAAGGAACUCUUAUAUAAACACAAUAUAUAAAGUUGGAAUCACUACAAGAUGAUGAAAAGGGUUGGUACUGA